Arabis nemorensis is the source of this 459-nucleotide messenger RNA. The record is from the annotation of a GenBank genome assembly. NCBI's taxonomy places the organism in Eukaryota, Viridiplantae, Streptophyta, Magnoliopsida, Brassicales, Brassicaceae.
AUGCACGUGGAUUCUAUGAAGAGAGCUCGAGUAAGUUCGAUGUAUGAAGGUAAAGAGAGAUACAGAUCAAGUGAAGGAGACAAAGCUCGAAGGGAUCAUUCAAAACAUGCAAGGAUGACUGCAAAAGCUCGAAUGAACGUUCACAAAGAGAGCAUGAAAUCUCCGACGAAAGAUAAGAAAGUGGUAAUGACCAUGAAGUCCAUGAGAAAGAACGACAAGACGCAUGACUAUCAAAAAACUGUUAUUAUUAGGGCUGCUGAAAAGGUAAAGGAGGACAAGGAUAAUGGUGAGGUGGAGAAUAUGGAGGAAGAAACAGAAUUGCCCUUGUCAAGGUGGGUCGAAGAGUGGCCGGAGAUGUUAACUUAUGAAGAGGAGUGGACAUGGUUUGCGUUUAUGUUCGGAUGGGGAUGUUGGUGGCGUUAUGAUAAAGUGAUGAACGGUGAGAGUUGGUAUGACUGA